UUUGCAUUUCAUUUAGUUUCUUAGUUGUCAUUUUUAGAAAAACUUAACAAUUACAGUUUUGUUAUGGAGAAAGUGGCAAAUAAUUUAAUAAAAAGUGUGUCUUCUGGAGAAUUAGUCCAGCUGAAGUCCUUGUGGGCAAAUAAUUCUAUUGUAUUAUCUUUUGUUCGACGCUGGGGAUGAAAAUUAUGCCGUGCCUUAGCAUCAGAAUUGAGUUUAAUAAAACCUCUUUUAGAUGCUAAUGGCAUUGGCUUAGUUGCAAUUGGUCUUGAAGAACUUGGAAUAAAAGCUUUUGUUGAUGGCCAAUACUUUAAAGGAGAUUUAUACAUUGAUCAAGACUAUCACACAUACAAAGGACUGUCUUUAGGAAGAGUUGGUCUUCUUAGUGUUCCUUCACAGAUUUUGUCUAGUUUUACAAAGAACUUAAAUGCAAAGGCAAAUGCUCUUGGAAUAUCUGGAGAUCUGAAAGGAGAUGGUCUUCAAUUAGGUGGAACAUAUGUCGUAGAAAAAGGUGGAAAAGUGUUGUUUGAACAUAAAAUGACAGGGUUCGCUGAUCAUCCUUCUAUUGAAGAUUUAUUAAAAGCUUUAAAUAUUAAAUCUGAUGCCCUACCUUCAACUUCAAAAAGUCCAGGAAAGAUUACUUGCAACGAAGAUGCAUGUCAGUUAUAAUAAAAUAAGGUUUACGCGAGCCAAAUUGAUUUUCUUUACAAAAAUUAGGCAGAUAUAAUAAGAAAAUAUUUUGAAAUAAAUUUUAGGGUUCUAAUUUAACUUUAAGUAAAAUUCAUACGUUUUUAUUAAUAAUUUUUAUAUUAUUUCCUUGUUUUAUUAAAUCGAACUUAAAAUUCAAUCAUGUAUCUUAAUCAAUUUGGCCAUUAUGAUUUGCGUGUCUUUUUUUGCUAUUAUGAUUUGGGUGUCUUCUUUUGCGCGUUAAAACGCAAAAUGUAGUUUUUUUUAAAAAUUUGUCAAUUUCUAUUAUUGCUAAUUGUUUAUUCACAUUUCGGUAUUUCAAAAUUUUCAAUUAUGUAUAUUUUUUCGUAAUAUAUUUUUUAUUAUAAAAUAUUAUGAAGUUGUGAGAGGCUUUCCGCAAGGAACUCUUAGCGACUGAUGGAAAGUAUUUGGUAAACAAUAUAUUUGUAAAAAAAUACAAAUUAAAUAAAUUUAA
This is a messenger RNA of Hydra vulgaris (swiftwater hydra), 1159 nucleotides long. Its product is annotated as prostamide/prostaglandin F synthase. The record is from RefSeq and is a predicted model, not a curated record. Lineage: Eukaryota; Metazoa; Cnidaria; Hydrozoa; Anthoathecata; Hydridae.